This is a messenger RNA of Darwinula stevensoni, 512 nucleotides long. The record is from the annotation of a GenBank genome assembly. Lineage: Eukaryota; Metazoa; Arthropoda; Ostracoda; Podocopida; Darwinulidae.
CGCUCCCCUGGUCCCGGGAUCGUAGCAAGAUGGCGGCCGGCAGGAACAGACGCGUAAUUCCCGAAGAUCUCUCGAAUGUUGAAUUCGAGACCAGUGAAGAUGUCGAAGUCAUUCCUACUUUCGACAGCAUGGGCUUACGGGAGGAUCUACUUCGAGGAAUUUAUGCCUACGGAUUUGAAAGACCAUCAGCAAUUCAGCAGAGAUCCAUCAAGCCAGUCAUGAAAGGGAGAGAUGUCAUCGCCCAAGCACAGUCUGGCACAGGAAAAACUGCAACCUUCUCCAUUGGAAUCCUUCAAGUUAUUGACACAACCAUAAGGGAGACACAAGUCCUAGUUUUGUCUCCGACACGAGAGCUUGCAGUGCAAAUUCAAAAGGUAAUCUUGGCCCUUGGUGACUACAUGAAUGUUCAGUGUCAUGCCUGUAUUGGAGGUACAAAUCUUGGAGAAGACAUCCGAAAAUUGGACUUCGGACAGCAUGUUGUAUCUGGAACACCUGGGAGAGUAUUUGGUAUG